AUGGCACGAUCUGGACGACCAAGGUCUGUGAGAACUGCAAGGCUGAUAAAGAUUAUUCGAGACCGGAUUAGACGGAAUCCCGCCCAAUCUGCACGGAAGCUGGCCAGGAACCUUAAAAUGAACCGAGAAUCAAUCCGCCUGCUUCUGCGCAAGGAUUUAAAACGUACACCGUACAAAAAACAGGUGGUUCAUGGGGUUACCAAAGCUACAAUGGUCAAGAGGUACCAACGGUCGCGGGAGUUGCUCGGUUGGCGCGCGGAUGACGAGAUCAUUUUUUCGGACGAGAAGCUGUUCGUUUUGGACUAA
Molecule: messenger RNA, 306 nt
Organism: Uranotaenia lowii
Lineage: Eukaryota; Metazoa; Arthropoda; Insecta; Diptera; Culicidae
Product: protein GVQW3-like
Exons: 1
Coding region: 1-306 (101 amino acids)
Source: RefSeq, a predicted model, not a curated record